Molecule: messenger RNA, 1074 nt
Organism: Prorocentrum cordatum
Lineage: Eukaryota; Dinophyceae; Prorocentrales; Prorocentraceae
Source: the annotation of a GenBank genome assembly
AUGGCGCCGUCCUCAUUCGUCGCCCUGCUGCUGCUGCUGGUUUCGCGCUCGCUCGCCACGGCCGGCGGCCGCUCGUGCCCAGACGCGGAGUCCCAGCUGCUCCAGCUCUCGAGCAGUCAGAUUUCUGGCGGCGGCGGCGGCUCGGGGCUGGCGGCCACGGACCUGGAUUCCGUGGUGUGGCCCACCCGCGGCGGAAGGGCGAGCUCCUGCUGCCGCUGCAACUACGUCAUGCGCAUCCGCGUCCCGGCCGCGAACAUGCCCGCCGGCCCGCAGCAGCUUCGCAUCAAGUUCGCACAGUCGAACAACGGCAUCGCGUACGUGGCUUUCGGUGAGGAGCAGUCCCCAGGCGUGAUGAAGGCUGGCACCAUCAAGAACCUGUGCUUUGACGGGCAGGUCGGCGACUGCACCACGGCCGUGUCUCUUCUGGCUUCUGCGUUGUACACCAAGUGGUUCGACUACACGAUCAACACCGCCAAGAAUUAUUACGUAUCAUACCUUCACCUCUGCGGCCCUGGCGGUCCCUCGUCGGGGACAACCCCUGACGGUGUGUGGUUCAGCGGUUACAACACUAAUACAGAAGACGCAUACGCGUACUGGUCACAUUGGGGUACUGCGACGUGGUACAACGCCCUCCGCGAGAACGGUCUGGCCGGGACCCUUCGCGGACCCAGUGCGCUCGUGUACGGCCACUACUCACGCGAUCCGGGCGCCAGCAUCGCAGGCGGUUGGAAAUCUCUGAAUCGAAUCGAAGGCAUCCAGGGUAUCGAGUCCACGCCAAUCCCGACGCCGUACCCGACGCGUUACCCGACGCCGUACCCGACGCGUUACCCGACGCCGUACCCGACGCGUUACCCGACGCCGUACCCGACGCGUUACCCGACGCCCUACCCGACGCCUUACCCAACGCCCUACCCGACGCCGUUUCCGACGCCCUACCCGACGCCUUACCCAACGCCCUACCCGACGCCCUAUCCAACGCCCUACCCCACGACGACCUUCCCAACGCCGUACCCGAGUGCGGGCUCAGCGGGAUUUACUCCGGAUCGUGGCCCGGGGAGCGCGGACGCAGCAUAA